Molecule: messenger RNA, 267 nt
Organism: Symphalangus syndactylus (siamang)
Lineage: Eukaryota; Metazoa; Chordata; Mammalia; Primates; Hylobatidae
Product: zinc finger protein 318-like
Source: RefSeq, a predicted model, not a curated record
AUGCGCAAGGCCCCUUCCCUGCCCCCGCAGCCCUGGCCGCGGUCCCCGUGUUCCCCGCGCGCCGCGCGGCACUCGGUGCUCGCCCCCUGCCCCAACCCCCGAGGCCGGCGGCUGCUCCCACCCGGGGGCGUUGUCAGCCGCGCACCGAGAGGCGAGGGCGCGCACGGGGAGCCUCGGUUAUGCCGCCGCCGCGCCGCCCUCCGAGGCUGCGUCCCGGGAAGCCCGGCUCCCCGAGCUCUCCGGCCUGGCCUGGUGCCCCGGACCUGA